This is a messenger RNA of Olea europaea var. sylvestris, 1872 nucleotides long. RefSeq names its product putative F-box/LRR-repeat protein At3g58920. The record is from RefSeq and is a predicted model, not a curated record. The transcript is spliced from 3 exons. The coding region runs from base 1 to 993 and encodes 330 amino acids. Lineage: Eukaryota; Viridiplantae; Streptophyta; Magnoliopsida; Lamiales; Oleaceae.
AUGCUUAUCAGAGCUUGGAUUUUAUCAGGAUUUGCCUCUAUUCCUCUUUUUUUGCUCUUAACCACCAUAUCAUCCACAUAUGCUUCGACUGUUUUGAUUACCAGGUGGCAGUACCUCUGGACUUUAAUUACCAGUUUUGAUUUUGAGGAUAACAUUUCGAAUGAAAGCGAUCAUGCUUGCAUAGCACAUUUCGUGUUAACUAGUUGCUCCUCAAAACUGAUUAAUAGGUUCUCUUUGGCUACGAAUAGUUAUGUUUGUGAUCAGUGCAUUGAUGCAUGCGUGAGUGAACUGAUUAGGUGCAAAGCUCAUGAACUUAGACUGGAGGGAUCACUUGCUACUCACAGUAUCUUCACAUGCAAAACCUUGACUGCUUUGGACCUCAAGUCUAAUAUUAUACUAUUAGAUACAGAGGAUAUUCCUCCUUUUGAUCUUCCAAAUCUGAAAAAACUUCGUACUCAUCUUUUCUAUCCUUCAAGUGACCUCUCAGAAAAGCUUUUCUCUAGUUGUCCAGUACUAGAGGAUUUAACGAUAGAGGGAACUGUAAGAAGUGAAACUAAAUUCAAUCUUUCCUGUCCACUUUUGAAGAGAAUGAAGAUACAGUUACAAGCAUGGGAUUUCGAGGGGCUGAAAUAUAAAUUUGUAAUCAAUGCCCCGAACCUCAAAUACCUGGAGCUUAUUGAUAUGUUUAAAGCAGAAUAUGUUGUGGACAAUCUGACAUCUGUGGUUGAAGCAAAACUGAAAAUGAGACAGGGGGCUGCAGAUGAAAUAUUUGGCAACCUUGCAGCUGAGCUUCUCUGGGCUUUUCGCAACUUGCAAUCCUUAUCGAUGAACGAAGAUUGCUUUGCUGUACUUAAUGAUCCUGGACGAGGUGAGCUACCUACUUUCAACGAUAUGAAACGCCUGGAGCUGUUUUUUAAUGAUCACUGUGAUCAGGAAAUGAUAGCUCCUCUCAUAAAUGUAUGCCCAAAUCUAGAAUAUAUCUCAUAUUAUUGAGGUGGAGUAGUUAUGAAAAGUUAUAGCUAUUUUCAUUUGAAGUUUUGGAAAGUUUUAAUAUUUCUUUUAACAUGUCUCAAGUAAGCGAGUCUUCCAGGUUAUGUUGCUGAACAAUCCAGUCUGCUGGGACGUUUUUAACCGAAAUCAACUGGGAUGUUCAUAACAAACAUAACCAGAAAUAGUGUGGGAAUUCUUGUAUCCCUAGUUGAAGAUAUUGAGCUGGAUGGGUUAAAUGGGAACACAUAUGAAAUGGAAAUUGUGAUGAUGUCAAUAAAUGUUGCUUGUAUUUAAGAACAUCAAUGACUUUCCUUAUGCUUAGUUCAAAUUCAGGUGCUGCUUGUUUUCUAUGGUAAAAGCAUACACUGGGGAUACUGGUUUUUAUAGAUAGUUAACAGUGUGGUCAUUUAAAAAAGGGAUUUUAUUUUAUUUUUCUUACAUUCUAUAUUAUGCAUAGAUGUGUGAAAUGAUACCGGCAAAUUUCUUCAGUGAAUUGUCUCCUGUAACUUAAGUUUGAUAUAGUUAUGCUUUUACUUUGGAUUGAGUGUUGAACACACACACACACAUAUUACCAUCAUGUGUUAAAGUUUCUCUUUUCAAAUUUGGUACAAUUGUACUUCCACUCUAAAUGGAGCGGUGUAUAUGUAAGGUUGGCAUUGGGUAAAUAGUUGCUUGCUUUUGCAUCAUAUAUGGGCAAUAAAUGCAUCAUAUGCAUUAGCAAACCAUGUUGCAUGUUGUGCAUUUUAUGCAAAUUUCUUUGAUUAAUAUUGUUGUUUCUUGCUCCGGUCAUGUCUUUAUGCCAAAAUGCAUGUGACUUGCUCUGAUGCACAGACUCUUUAGAAUGGUUGAAGUAUUUGUGUUGGACACGACACGGGUACGAAU